AGCCACGCCCCCUUCUAGAACUGACACAUGUAGAGAGCGAAUUUACUUUAUUUUCCGGUUGUUUUUCCACCGUUUCAGACUUUUCAGAAUCGAUAGAGCUUGAGAAAGAAGUAGAAGUCGCGACGACAAAAUGAACGUCGGCGGUGGAGUGGGGGCUGAAGGCCUAAUGGCUGGCGCUGGACUCCUUUCACGACCUGCAGAUGAAUUCGGCAACGACCCCUCUAUCGAAACUAUGUGGGCGAUCAAAGCCUUUGAACACGCCGAGGUUUACUUCAACCUGCUCUGCUCGGUGGAUACAAAACAUCUGCGCCUAACUCCUUUUGACGAUGAAAUCUACAAAAUGUUCCGCGAAGAAUUUCCAGAUCUGAAGGUGAAUCACUUGACUGAAGACGUGCUGAAAAAUAAUAAUGCCAAGGAGAUUUGGAGGAAUUUCUGUGCAAAAUUCCAGUGGUUUGAGGACUUCAGCUACGGAACUCUGCUGAGGUUGGACUGUUCGGACGACUACUCGGAGGAAAACAGCAUUCUCGUAACACGGAUACAGUUUUUGGCCAUCGAACUCGCGCGGAACCGAGAAGGAAACAACACUUGCAUCAGAUCCAAAUUCAAGCCGCACCAACACAAACCAGAAAAAUAAAGUUGACACAAAAUUAUUUUAUAUUUCACCCGAUUUCACCACUUAUAUAAUUUUCUAAUGAUUUUCAUUCAAUCAAUAAACUUAGAAUUUAAAUCAGUUCAAGUUUAUUUCCUUGG
Messenger RNA from Neocloeon triangulifer, 750 nucleotides. RefSeq names its product protein PBDC1. The record is from RefSeq and is a predicted model, not a curated record. Gene Ontology annotation, cellular component: cytoplasm. The transcript has 6 exons. Bases 131 to 634 code for a protein of 167 amino acids. NCBI's taxonomy places the organism in Eukaryota, Metazoa, Arthropoda, Insecta, Ephemeroptera, Baetidae.